Parathielavia appendiculata is the source of this 1820-nucleotide messenger RNA. RefSeq names its product SGS-domain-containing protein. Gene Ontology annotation, molecular function: protein-folding chaperone binding. The transcript has 2 exons. NCBI's taxonomy places the organism in Eukaryota, Fungi, Ascomycota, Sordariomycetes, Sordariales, Chaetomiaceae. The record is from RefSeq and is a predicted model, not a curated record. The coding region runs from base 153 to 1622 and encodes 489 amino acids.
CGCUGCUGUGUUGGUUGACCCUAACAUGCAGCGUUCGUUGGGAUGCAAGGCUGCCAUGUACGGAUUACAAUAUAUGAUCUAAAUGAUCUAACGCUUCCACCUAACAUCAACCGCCUGGCUUCGUUAAUCGGCGUUGAACACCCCUCGUUAAAAUGUCUGCCACGACUCUCGGUCACAAUGGAGUCGAAGCUGUCAAGCGCAAGGAAUACGGCGAGGCGAUCCAGUUUCUCGACAAGGCUCUCGAGUCUUCCGAAUCGCCCGUCUGGCUUCUCGCACGCUCUGAAGCCCACCAAAACCUCAAGAACUUCGAGGCGGCUCUCCGCGACGCUGAACUCGCAUACAAUGUGGCAGCCCAGCGCGGUUCGGGGAACUCGCGCAAGCAGAUGAUCGAAGCUCAGUAUCGCCGCUCAGUCCAAUACCACCGGCUCGGCCGCUACGCCGACGCAGAUUGCUGCGCAAAGUGGAGCAUGUCAUUGGCAGAGGGCCGUCCGGCACGCGAAGACGAUGGUGUCGAGAAGAAGGUGGACGAGAACGGCAACUACACCGUGACCUACGAGGACGGGGUUGCCGAUAACAAGGGGCAACCGGGGGAGAACGUGGAUAAGUCGGCUGGGAUCGAGCAGCGCCUGACUCAGGCCUCGGUCAAAACGGGGUUCGAGGACGAUUGGAGGCGUGCUUACAUCUGGAGGAGCCAGGUGCUCGGCAUGAUGAAGAAUCUCCCCGAGGAUCACCCCGGCCGCAAGGUCAGUGUCACGAAAGUUCCACCCAAGCCGCAAAAGGAUGCCGAAAAGGCGACGCCAAAGGUCGCGGAGGAGAGUAGGACGAGCCUUGCGAAACCGACCGAGCCCCAGACGGGCAUGGACGCUGAAACCGCAGCGCAGGCUGAAAUUCCCCGGCCCGAUCCCGUCAGCGGAUUCGACACGCAGCUCCAGCUUCGCACAGCGUUUUACCAGAGCAACCAGACAGUCACUCUCACGCUGUUCUCGAAGGGUAUAAAGCGAGAGGCCUUGGACGUUAAGAUGUCGAAGAACAAGAUUCAAAUUGCACCACUACCUCGCCCCAACGCUCCCUGGGCGAAACCUGGUGAACCCGAGGCCACCUCAACGCUCUUCCUUGAUGGUGAAAUCGACCCGUCAAAAUCCCGCUGGACCGCGACACCACUGAAGAUCGAGCUGGUCCUCCACAAGGCCGCUCCCGGUGUCAAGUGGGGGACAUGGGGCAAGGAGUGGAUUGGCGCCGCCAGCGCCGAGACAGCAGUCCCCUCCGCGGAGACAACGCCCGCAACCUCUGCCGCCAGCCCCCCUGACGCCGGCCCCGCUGCUGCUCCCAUCGCCCCGCCGCCGGCCUCCGCGGCAGCGCCGGCCUACCCGACGAGCAGCCGACACGGCCCCAAAGACUGGGAGAAGCUGGGCCAGGAGGAAGCAGAAGACGACCAGAACGACGUCAACUUCUUCUUCAAGCAGCUGUACAAGGGCGCUACGCCGGAGCAGCAGCGGGCCAUGAUGAAGAGCUUCAUCGAAAGCAAUGGGACUGCGCUCAGCACCGACUGGGAGGACGUCAAGAGCCGCAAGGUGGAGACUGUCCCGCCUCAGGGCGUGGAGGCGAAGAAGUGGGACAGCUAGAUCUGGGCGUCGAGGGCUUCUUCUCUCCUUUUGUCGAUUUCGUUCUUUGGUCUGCUUGGUUUUGGCGUCGGUGUCAAGGGGUGGGUUUUGGCCGACUCAAAUCGCCUCUUGAUUUUGACUUGCAUGGAGCCGUUGGGAGGCGUUGCGAGUUAAGUGACUAGGUGCAUCGGAGACUGGCCAUGGGCGCAAGGAACUGAG